Dioscorea cayenensis subsp. rotundata (Guinea yam) is the source of this 2718-nucleotide messenger RNA. Its product is annotated as cysteine-rich receptor-like protein kinase 10. The transcript has 7 exons. Gene Ontology annotation, molecular function: ATP binding; protein kinase activity. Gene Ontology annotation, biological process: protein phosphorylation. The record is from RefSeq and is a predicted model, not a curated record. The coding region runs from base 1 to 2658 and encodes 885 amino acids. NCBI's taxonomy places the organism in Eukaryota, Viridiplantae, Streptophyta, Magnoliopsida, Dioscoreales, Dioscoreaceae.
AUGAAAAGAUAUGGUCAUCUUCUUCUUCUCCACCGUUGCACAAUAUUUAGCUUCUUCUACUUUCUCAUCCAAUGGACAUUUCUCCAUUCCAUUGCCAUAGAAACUCUCACUUACAAGCAAAUCAACCCCAGCUGUGGCACCACCAAAUACGUAGACAACAGCCCUUUCUCCACCAACCUCAACUCCCUCUUAUCCAUCCUCAAAGGCAAAUCCUCAUCGUCCAUUUCCAUCAAUGAAACAGAUGGCGAGGCUCCGGCCACCGUCUUCGGUCUCUAUUUCUGCACUGGUGACCUCCCACAAGCCCAAUGCCAAGACUGCAUUCAAACUGCCAUUAAUGACAUCACUGUUAACUGCCCAAGCUCAAAACAAGCCAUCAUAUGGUAUGAUUACUGUGAGCUACGUUACUCUGAUACCAACUUCUUUGGAGACCCAGACACUAAUGGCUUCUGGAUGAUCAAUAAUAAAGAGAACACCACUUCAAAAAGGCCAGUGCAAGUGGUGUCCCAGUUAGUACGGGAGGCUCCAACUGCCACUCAUAUGUUCAAAUCCCAAGCUUUAAUAAAUGAAAGCUUGUAUGCUCUUGCACAGUGUUCUUCAGAUUUAACCACUAAAGAAUGCAGUAACUGCUUGACUACCAUAUUGGCAAACAUCACGGCUUGUUGCACUAGUGCUAAUGGAUGGAGAUAUUUGGCUCCUAGCUGUUGGAUAAGGUAUGAAGCCACACCUUUUCUUCAGAAUCUCGGUGGAACCAGUACAUCCAUCUCUAGAAGCGAUUGUUCAAGCGAUGACUUCCUAGCUUCUAAUGGCCUGAAUGCCACAGCACAGCUUGAAAGCAUCCUGUCAAACUUAACCAAACAAGCUCCAGCAUUUAAUGGCUUCUACAAGACAAGUGAAGGAGAGGACAUGAACAAGAUCUAUGGCUUAGCACUCUGCAGAGGAGAUAUACAAAACAAAACCGAUGAUUGUCAGAGCUGCCUGCAGGAUGCAAGUAAAGGCAUAGUAGAAGCCUGUCCAAACAAAGCACAAGCCAUUGAAUGGUAUGAGAAAUGCUUUGUUAGGUACUCGAACCAGAACUUCUUUGGGAAGGUGGACACUGAUAGUGUUCAGCGGCUAUGUGGCGUGAACCAACUAUCGCCUGAGGCGAACAUUGCUACGGUGAAUCUGGCGCUGGGAUUGAUCAAUGACACAGUCAAUAAUCAGAUGUUUGUGGGUGCUGGAGAAGAGGAGAUCAGUAACUCAUUGAAAGGCUAUGUUCUCUUGCAGUGCACUAGAGAUCUUAGUAAGGAGGGAUGCACGCAAUGCUUGCAGAGAGGGGUGAGCCAGGUGUCCAUGGACUGCAACAAAACCAAUGGGUGGCGCUAUCUCUCAGGUAGUUGUACCUUGAGGUUUGAGGUCAAUCCUUUCUUUGAUACUGCCUUGAUAUCGACUUUAUCCCCCCCAGUGUCUCCUGAACCAAACAAUGGUGGCGAAGGAAAGAAGAAGUCAAAAACUGUUAAUAUUGCUGCCAUUGCUGCCCCUGUUUCGGGACUCAUCCUUUUGGGUUCUUGUAUCCUCUAUAUAUGGUGGAGGUUGAGGCGCAGAAAUGAAAGAAGAAGAAAGCAAUUUGAAGAUUACAGGCCAGUCACUAAUAAUGAUUUGCCAUUCAUGGAUCUUGCUACAAUACAAGCAGCAACUGGUAACUUUGCUGUUGAAAAUAAGCUUGGAGAAGGGGGAUUCGGUUCUGUUUAUAAAGGUGUUCUGAAUAAUGGAACAGAGGUUGCAGUUAAGAGGCUUUCAGCAAAAUCUAAGCAAGGUGCCAUUGAAUUUGAAAAUGAGGUGAAGUUGAUUGCCAAACUCCAGCAUAGAAAUCUUGUGAAAAUGCUUGGUUGGUGUGCUGAGAGAGAAGAGAAGCUCCUCAUCUAUGAAUAUCUGCCAAACAAGAGCCUUGAUGCUCUUCUCUUUGAUUCAGAAAAGCGAGUACAACUAGAUUGGAAUAAACGGCUUCAAAUCAUCGGAGGAAUUGCGAGAGGCCUUCUCUACCUUCAUGAAGACUCACUGCUCAAAGUCAUCCACAGGGACCUUAAAGCCAGUAAUGUUUUACUAGACAACAAAAUGACACCCAAGAUAUCAGACUUUGGCAUGGCUAGGAUUUUCGGAGGAGAUGAAAGUGAAGCUAAUACAAACAGAGUCGUUGGAACUUAUGGAUACAUGGCUCCAGAGUAUGCAAUGGGAGGCUUAUUCUCUGCAAAGUCUGAUGUUUAUAGCUUUGGGGUUCUCAUACUUGAAAUAGUAACUGGACAAAGGAAUGGAAGAGAACACUUUGAAGAACAUGGCCAGACUCUUAUCCGAAAUAUGUGGCAUUUGUGGGUUGAAGGAAGAGCAGUGAAGUUGAUGGAUCCUUUGCUUGAAGGUUCAUAUCCAAUUAAUGAAGCAAUGAAAUGCAUCAAAAUAGGUUUGUUGUGCGUGCAGGAAAAUACAGAAGUGAGACCUACAAUGUCUCUUGUUGUUCAUAUGCUGAGGAGUGUAGAUGAAACAGUGUUUCCAGAGCCCAGCCAGCCUCCAACUUUUAUGAGACAGAGAAGUUCUGUGUCAAAUGGAUCAUCCUCAAGCAUUGGGUCUCAUGCAACCCUCGUUCAUUCUAUCAAUGAUGUUACCAAUUCUGAUGUCCAGGCUAGAUAGUUUGAUAGUGUAAUAAUGUACUUGAUUAUUUAAUCAUGCAAGAAAUUAGAUCCUUGAUCA